Molecule: messenger RNA, 2478 nt
Organism: Olea europaea var. sylvestris
Lineage: Eukaryota; Viridiplantae; Streptophyta; Magnoliopsida; Lamiales; Oleaceae
Product: putative G3BP-like protein
Exons: 9
Coding region: 972-2237 (421 amino acids)
Cellular component (GO): cytosol; ribonucleoprotein complex
Molecular function (GO): mRNA binding
Source: RefSeq, a predicted model, not a curated record
GCUUUUAUGUACAUGUUAAUGAAUAUGUGUGUAUUUGGAAUAAGGUUAAUGCCACCACCUGGGCAUAUCUGUCAAUUUAUUCAUUAUUGCACCAUUCACAUAAGAAGCGUGUAGUCCAAACUGCAUUGCAAAAAUGUAUGUAGAUAAAGAUGUUGUAUAUCUGCCCAAGCCAGGACCAUUUGUAUGCGAAUGUAUGUAGAUAGAUAUAUUAAAUAAAUAUGCCUUACAAGUGUCGUAGGAGGAAUUAAUCUGGGGAUUAAAGUAGAUAGAGAGAGGAAAUUAAAAAUGCGUUCUUUGAAACUCUCCUAAACAAACUCUUCCUUAGUCAAUCAAGCUAUUCUGACAAAUAAAAUGCCAAUCUAGUUCAAACAUAUAAGAAUUCUCGUUUUCAACCACUACUCAAACUCUUCAACAAUGCAGGUGGAGCAGUCUUAGCCUUCUAAGAAAAAUUUGAAGAUGAAAAGUGAAAAAAUGAAGGAAAACAGUUCACCAUGAUUAGUGAUUUUGGGAGAGGAGUGAAUGCGUAGAAUUGCUUAUGUAGUUCACUUCUACUUGACUAGUUGAAAUAAUAGAGACUAGUUGACCCUAUUUGUCCAUUGACUGUCAACUUUUUGUUGUGCACGUCGUUGUUGAGUUAACUCGUGAGGGUCAAGUUGAGCCGAUAAUUUCUUUUGUUGGGUGCAAGGAUAACUCGACUAUGUCUUGUUAACUUGGAAAUCUACCCGAGUAUUCUCCACAGUGGGAUUUUUCCUUUUUCUCAUGAUUGAUAUUUUGGAGGCACGCUAUUGGGAGUUUUGUUGAAAGACUUGUAUAAGGGAGUAAUCAUGAACUGGAAUGGAAAACUCAAAGCUAAGCAGAUCUUUUACGGAAAAAGGCCUUUCUAGGUGGGGACAUACUUUGUUGGUCAGUACUACCAGCUACUACAGAACCAGCCAGAUUUUGUGCACCAAUUUUACAGUGAUGCCAGCUCCAUGCUUCGGAUUGAUAGCAACACCAGAGAGACAGCAACUUCUAUGCUGCAAAUCCAUCAACUUGUUAUGUCACUCAACUAUACGGGUAUAGAAAUUAAGACUGCACAUUCGUUAGAAUCUUGGAAUGGUGGUGUUCUAGUGAUGGUUUCAGGUUCUGUGCUCGUUAAGGAUUUCAAUGGGAGGAGGAAGUUUGUGCAAACAUUCUUUCUUGCGCCUCAGGAGAAAGGGUACUUUGUUCUCAAUGAUAUCUUUCACUAUGUUGAGGAAGAACAGAUUCGGCAGCAUCCGCUGGGCUAUCUACCUCAGAGCAAUCUUGAUCUCAAACUCAAUCCUUCAACUGCAGUUCGAGACCAAGUACCCAGUUACAUACUGGGUGGAGAUAUCCGACCUAGGGAGUUCAUGGCUCCAGCUAAGGUUGAAGAGAAUGGUCCCGUUAGUAGCUAUACCUAUCCAGACGACCAGCUUAAUCAAGUCCCUGAAACUGAAGAGAUCCUUGAAGAUAAUUUUGCUAUGCAGCCGAAUGGUGCACUUCAGGUUACUAUGAAUUCUGUACCUGAACGUUUGGCUUCCCCUAUCGAAGAACCUGUUGUGGAACCCCAAAAGCAUACUUACGCAUCUAUUUUACAGGUUGCUAAAGGGCAAUCUGCUCCAGCUGUGCCAUCUCAGUCUUCUUUUAACAAGCCUACUACUCCUUCGGAGUGGCAGCAUGUACCUGAACCCUCCACCCAGCCGUCAGCUGCAUCAUCAAACCCAGUUGAGAGGUCUCGGAUGGACUCAGUUGACGAAGCAUCAGCCAUGGAAGAUGAAGUUGAAGUAAAGUCGGUGUAUGUGAGAAAUGUGCCAACCACAAUGGCUGCUUCUGAAAUUGCGGAGGAAUUCAAGAAAUUUGGUAAACUCAAGCCUGAUGGUGUCGCCAUAAGAACCCGGAAGGAUAUUGAUGUGUGUUAUGCAUUUGUUGAGUUUGAAGAUAUAUAUGGGGUGCAGAAUGCAGUUAAGGCAUCUAUGGUUGAGAUUGGUGGGCACCAACUCCACAUUGAAGGACGGAGACCAAAUAGAAUCAACUUAACUCGGGGAGGAAGAGGAAGGGGUAGAGGCAGGUUUAGCUACCAGAUGGAAGGAAUAACGGGACGCUUUGGUGGUCGGGGUAUCGACAAGGGAAUGAAUCAAGAUGGAAAUGACCGCGAUUUCAACAGACCAAGAGGAAAUGGUUUCCACAGGAAGGCUCCUCGACAAGAUAGAUUUUUCUCUGGCUACCAACAAGAAUAAAGAAACAGGCAAAAUGCUCGGAGACAGUUUUCCAACAAGUAAUUUCCAAAGGUUACAUUCAUAUUCGUAAUUUUUCUGUAUCCAAUAUUAUGGAAGUAAAUCAAUCAGAUGUGCAGGGAAGAGUCAUUGUAAUAGUUUUGUUUGGGUUAUCUAUGAUUAAAUUUUGUUACAUUAAUACACUAAUUUCAUGCAAAUUUGUGCCAGAGCUGGACCUCUUUAGAGCCACAGCCUUGUUAAGAAA